AUGCCGCUCAUGCCGGGGUCUCCGCGACCGGGCACGCCUGUACCUCACGAGGAGGACGACGGCGUGUACCGCUCUUUGUUUCAGCAGCCAGUAGUCGAGAUUCCCCCGACAGCACCCCCUUAUGCCUGGUUUGAGUUCCUACUACACCCAAAGGCGCUCCAAAAGCACCUGACAACCCUUCGUCACCAAAAACAAUGUAACGCACACAAUGCCACAUCGGCUAUUGAAUUGGUGCGAGAGUUCCUCGAGCAGGCUCAGCUGGUGGCUGAUGAAGGAAACGUGCGUAAUAAACGCUACAGUGCAUUGCUACUGGUAGCGGCCCAAGUUGCACUGCAGAUGCAGUUGUCACUCUCAAUCAUUGAACAGGCGCUGGCUUUGCACUUUCAGCGGCUGUUACUGGACGGUAUCGUGGACUUUGCGGAGCAGCCGCUUAGCAGUCGAAAUGAAUUCAUGCGGGAUGUGAUGAUUCAGCCCUACGAAGCUCAUGUGUUGCACAAUCGAUGGACGUUGCGGGCGCUCGUUAAGCAGUCGCAGAAUGGAUAUCUGACCUGCAGUUCACGCAGUGAGGGCGAGGAGAUCUCGUCCACUUAUCAAAUGGCCCUGGGAGAUCUCAUGACCAGUCACUUGCAGAUUGCACAGAAUGUUCUGAUGAUCUUGAUGAAUGAUGAAAAGCAGCCACUGACAGCACAGACUCGACUGGAAACGUACUACGAUUUGGGUAUCUAUUUUUUCAGCUUUAAUGGGUUUGAAAAGGCCUACAGCUGCUUUAGUCGUGCUCUGGAACUUGUAGAAGAUGGAGAAAAUGAUGACGAAAAAAUGGAAGAAGACAGCACAAGCAAGUUUUCUGUGGAUGAUCGAGCGAAUCUGGAAGGCUAUCUAACUGCAUGCGAAGCUGUGCUAGAGGUGCAGUCUGUGAAUGAGAGCCCUGCAUUGCUGAAAACACCAAGGUUACAGAUUGAGAUGGCCUGGGAAGCACGAGAUUGGGACAAGGUGAUCCAGGUACUUGAAAGUGACAUUGUGGCUUCAAAGCUGACGAAGCUAUCGCAGGGUUAUCGAAGUGCACUGGAGCAACAAGCACUUCGUCUACUGCGAUUGAGUAGCAGCAAUCUUAUGGAGGAAGAUCCACAUGUUGCUGCUUCUACCAUAAGAUGUUUUUACAAACGCAUUGUGAUGGAAAAUGCCGUGAUGAUUCUUUUGCUUGAUGGUGACCAGGAACCGACCACGUCUCUAGAGAAUUGCGUCUGCGUUUGCAUUCGUCUGCUUCAAGACGAGAUUUUCCAUUCGAUAGCACGAAACACCAGCAACAAUGAUGAGACCCAAGAAUACUUUGCAGUGCUAGCUCGUUUCAUGCUGGGACUCAGUGGUUUUGCAUUUUCGAACGGCCCGGAUGAUAACGCCAAGUCACAUAUCAAGCAAUUUGUCUGUCAAGUUAUUCGUCACUUUCCGUGCAUUACUAGCCUAGAAGGCGUGUCAGAGCUCCUUCAACGCUGCGGGGGUCUUCAUGCAAUAACCGACUUUGCAUCCGUGCCUUUUGAGGAGAGUUUGGCUAGUGUAGUCGCGGUAGAAGGACGGCUUCGAAGUGCGGUGGCUAGGCAAAGGGAAUAUUCUUGCAUGAUGGCAGACGUGGGUAGUAUGUUUGCAUUUGCUAGCGUGAAACUAAAGGAUGCGUUUGUUGCUGGUCUUCAAGACGAAGUGGCUGACGUGUCCGGGGCCAGAAACAUAGCAGAACUGGCAGAGGACGUGGGCAUUGAACGACACAGCACGCUUUUUCGAAAUCUGAUCACGUUUUGCGCAGCCAAUAGCUGCUGGGAAGUGCUGAGCCAGUGCGAGGUUGUGGCACCUGUUUCAUCGCAUUUGCGCUGCGAAUUGGAGUUUGUGGUGGCGUGUGGUGCGCUGAUCCAGUAUUUGUCAUCUCUUGCGUCGCCUCCGCUCUCCGUCCGUGCACAGAGCGCGAAGAUCUCUACUGCAGGAAAUGACACAUCUUUUGUAGUCAGGGGCCGAAAAGAAUAA
Peronospora farinosa is the source of this 2010-nucleotide messenger RNA. The record is from the annotation of a GenBank genome assembly. Lineage: Eukaryota; Oomycota; Peronosporomycetes; Peronosporales; Peronosporaceae.